Messenger RNA from Neolamprologus brichardi, 1901 nucleotides. It is a transcript of the gene nmnat3, whose product is annotated as nicotinamide nucleotide adenylyltransferase 3. The record is from RefSeq and is a predicted model, not a curated record. Gene Ontology annotation, cellular component: mitochondrion. Gene Ontology annotation, molecular function: nicotinamide-nucleotide adenylyltransferase activity; nicotinate-nucleotide adenylyltransferase activity. NCBI's taxonomy places the organism in Eukaryota, Metazoa, Chordata, Actinopteri, Cichliformes, Cichlidae. Gene Ontology annotation, biological process: NAD+ biosynthetic process.
CAAACAAGCGCCUCUCCAAACACGGGGAGGGUGGGAGUGGUAUCAGUGUGACACACUCGCCAAACGUCAACAAUGUGAAAAGAAGGUUCUUUGACUGCGGUGUGAGAGGUUAAACCGAGAUGGCCGCCCGCCGUGUCCCACUAGUCUUGUUAGCCUGCGGCUCAUUUAAUCCAAUCACCAACCAGCACAUGAGGCUGUUCGAGCUGGCCAGAGACCACAUGCACAGCACAGGCCAGUACCAAGUGGUGGGUGGCAUUGUGUCCCCAGUGAGUGACAGCUAUGGAAAGCAAGGCCUAGUACUGGCUAAGCAUCGUGUUGCUAUGGCAGAGCUGGCGCUUCAGAGCUCCAACUGGGUCACAGUUGAUGAAUGGGAGAGCCAGCAGCCAGACUGGAUGGAGACAGUGGUCACUAUGAGGUAUCAUUACGGGCGUAUUCUGAAGGAGUAUGAGCGGAGCGUGGGAAUGCACAACAACUCGAAUCUGUCUCCCCAGCUGAAGCUUCUGUGUGGGGCAGAUUUCCUAGACACCUUCAAGAUCCCCGGCUUGUGGCGGGACGACCACGUCGAGGAGCUGGUCGGGCAUUUUGGCCUCGUCUGCGUCAGUCGAGGGGAGCUGCAGCCCGAGCGGGCCGUGCACGAGUCGGACCUGCUGUCCCACCGCAGGCACAACAUUUUCCACGUGAGGGAGUGGGUGAAGAACGAGACGAGCGCCACGGAGGUCCGCCGGGCACUGAGACGGGGUCUGAGUGUGAAGUACUUGCUUCCAGACUCUGUGAUAGAAUAUAUUCACCGACACAACCUUUACACAGAAGACAGCGAGAUGAGAAAUAAGAGCGCGGUGCUGAGGCCACUCGUUAAGCAGGCACAGGAGCCGGUAAAGAGUCUAGACGAAUGUCCACAACAGACCUCCUCAUUCUCUGGAAGUGAAGAAACCAGCAGAGGAACAGCCAACAUGGUCCCUAAUCUGACCGGAUAUUGGAAAAUGAUUUCCAAUGAUAACUUCGAGGAGUAUCUGAAAGCUCUGGAUGUAAACAUUGCCAUCAGGAAAAUUGCCACCUUGCUGAAGCCUGACAAGGACAUCGUUCACGAGGGCGACCACAUAAUCAUCAAGACUCUCAGCACCUUCAAAAACUACAACAUGGAUUUCUACGUGGGCCAAGAGUUUGAGGAGGAUCUGUCUGGAGUGGACGACAGGAAAUGCAUGACCACCAUCACCUGGGAGGGGGACAGGCUGGUGUGUGUGCAGAAGGGAGAGAUCGAAGGGAGAGGCUGGACCCACUGGGUGGAGGGAGAUGAGCUUCAUCUGUUGCACUCUGCCCCCGUGCCCCCCACUCAUAUAAAAGCAAGAGGACACCCUGCCUCUUCCCCCCUCCCUACACUCUUCAGUCACAUGUCAGCUUCACCAGCUGCAGCCAUGCCAGCAGACUUUAGUGGAAAAUGGAUACUGGAAUCCAGUGAGAAAUUUGAGGAUUACUUGAAAGUACUGAAUAUUGACUUUGCUACAAGGAAAAUUGCCAUCUCCCUAUCUCAGACCAAAGUGGUUUUCCAAGAUGGGGACAAGUUUGACUUAAAAACACUGAGCACCUUUAGGAAUUAUGAGCUGGCCUUCACUGUAGGGGUGGAGUUUGAUGAGUACACCAAGGGACUAGACAACAGAAAUGUCAAGAGUCUGGUGAAGUGGGAUGGGGACAAGCUUGUGUGCACUCAGAAAGGCGAGAAGGCCAACCGUGGCUGGAAGCACUGGACUGAAGGAGACAAACUCUACCUGGAGCUGACAUGUGAAGGUGUAGUUUGUCGUCAGGUGUUCAAGAGAAAAGAAUAAUAAAGUCAAUGCUUCUAAAUGAACGUGACAUGUUUUGUUAAAUAUAUGAGCAGAAUGAAUCGAUGAAUAAAGAUGCUUUGC